UUUGGAGCAGGGAUCACUUCUUGGUUUAUUCAGGGUUUUUGUAAUUCCGUUAGAAUGGAGAACGACUCCGAGUCCCGCAUGGACAGCAGCAGCACUACUGACAGAACCAGUAAAAGUUCAAACAUUGAGAGUUUAGGCUUGUCACACUCCAAGUUGGUUUAUGAUGGGAACUUUAUUCGCUCUGCUUCUGGUGUGUUUAUGGCUGGAGAAAUCGUGUUUGGGCUCCUGGUGUGGACUCUGAUUGGUGGGACAGAAUACCUCCAUGUUCCUCCACUGGGAUGGGUAAUGUUUGUGUCAGUCUUUUACUGGGUGCUUACUGUUAUUCUCUUCCUCUUAUACCUGACUAUGGCCCACACCAGGAUUCCCCAGAUCCCAUGGAAUAUUUUGGGAAUAUGUUUUAAUGGCAGCGCCUCUGUGUUGUACCUGACUGCAGCUGUGAUUUGUGCUGUAUCUUUGAAUGUGGCCAUUAGGGGGCGCUACUACUUCAUCAGCUGGGUGGCAUCAACGAUAUUUGCCUCACUGGCUAUGGUGUGUUAUGCAGGAAAUACAGUUGUGCAUUUCAAAUCCUGGAGAUCAAAAAGUGAAGAUAUAUAA
Molecule: messenger RNA, 594 nt
Organism: Sinocyclocheilus rhinocerous
Lineage: Eukaryota; Metazoa; Chordata; Actinopteri; Cypriniformes; Cyprinidae
Product: CKLF-like MARVEL transmembrane domain-containing protein 8
Exons: 4
Coding region: 55-594 (179 amino acids)
Biological process (GO): myelination
Cellular component (GO): membrane
Molecular function (GO): structural constituent of myelin sheath
Source: RefSeq, a predicted model, not a curated record